Spodoptera exigua (beet armyworm) is the source of this 1867-nucleotide messenger RNA. The record is from the annotation of a GenBank genome assembly. NCBI's taxonomy places the organism in Eukaryota, Metazoa, Arthropoda, Insecta, Lepidoptera, Noctuidae.
GUGGCAGUAUAUAGCAGCACGCGACCACCACCACUGCACAUAUUGGCACACUCGGUCGCAGUCAACUUGUUUCACUGUCCCACACGAGUCGCCGAGGAGUGCGCGUGGUUCCGCGGCGCAAGCGUUGCAUUGUGUUCUCCUGCACGUAUAAAUUAUACCUGCUCUCUGAGCGUGACCGUUGCGCUGCACCGUCAGACGCCGCGCUAGACCGCAACUCAAUACCCAUCGCCCGCGCCAGACGCAACAAUGGUCCCUCUCCGAGCAGUCGUGUGCUUCGCCCUGCUCGCGGCCGCAGCCGCAACCGACGUCAAGCAAUGUCCAGGAAUGGACAUCCCAGACUUGACUGAAAACGUUCAGCUGUCACCCUGCACUAAACCUCCCUGCCGACUUAAAAAAGGAAGCAAUCAGUCCAUCACCAUCAAAUUCACGCCAGACAAAGACCUCAGUGACGUGAAGACCGGCGUGACCGCGAAUGUACAGGGCCUUGUAGUGCCGUUCGUAGGAGUGGACGGAAACUCCAUCUGCGACAAAGUGUUCUUAGAGAAUGGUGAUAAAGCUAGCUGCCCUCUGAAAUCAGGCACUACAUACCUAUACAAAGAUAGUUUCCACAUCUACGCUUUUUACCCUUCAAUAGCAGUCAAGGUACACUGGGAACUGAAAAAUGACAGUAAAGACAUUACCUGUUUCGAAGUUGCCGCAAGAAUUGUGUAAACUGCAUAACUAUAGUCCAUAGCAAAUAGUCGUCAGAACUAAAAUAAUCAAAAUAUUAAAGCCGUCGCUGAACGGCUGUUGUGAACACAUCAAAUGAUUUAGGUAUCUAAUAAAGUAUUUCUAGAUACAAUUACAUAGUUAUAAAACCUCCAUAUGUAUUAGUCAAACUCACAAGAACAAAAAUAUUUGCAAUAUCCUGAGAGUAAGCAUAGCACAUUAUUUCCUAUAACGAAACCUAUGCUGUGUUUCAGAAUGAACUGACAAGAUAUAUUUAUAUGUUUAGUAUAUGAUCAUAAAAAAUAGUUUUAAGUUUAUGUAGGUUAAUGAGAAAAAGGUCUUGGAGAAUAUUUUUUACUGUGUUUCAAAUGCCAUUACAAUUAAUUAAUUAAACUUUAAAUGUUUUACAAACGUGUUUAAUUUAAUUUUAAAUUAAUUUAUAUAAACCAUAAAUAAUUCCAGGUCGGCAUAAUAGUUUUGGUUCAUUGUAAUUCAAUCAGUAUGAUUGUUUGACUACGUUAACGUAACUUAAUUUUUCUUCCCAGCUGUAAUCACUGCUGGUACUUCAAAACAUAUUAAGCUUUUUUUACCGUCCUUGAGAUUCCAGUGGACUCUAAGGUUGACGGCGGGGUAGAAGGGCUGUACCGGGAACACGUUGGUGUAGACGUAGUCUUGGUCAGCAGGCAGGGGGCACGCCACGGCCUCUUGAGUGUCGGCGCGCUUCACGUUCCCGCACGCAUCCGUCCCAUCGACGCCAAUGAAUGGUAAAGGCACACCGGCGAUGUUAGCGAAAACUUCGUUCGUAAUCGACUUGACAACUUUUUUUGGAGUAAAUUUGAAUACAACGGUGAUGUUGGUGUUCUUCGGGAGUUUACAGCGAGUUUUGCCGCACGGCGUCACUUGGAUCCUUUCCUGCAAAUCCUCGAACGAUUCUCCUGGGCACUGUUCCGAUGGUGUAACAUGGCUGUACACUGCCGACAAAACUAUCGCAAACACCACAGCAACGAUCCACACUUUGAACAUAUUCUUCAUUUUGAAGUUAUACAGAUAAAUAUAAACACAAAGAUAAAUUACGUAAUUGUUAAAACGUUUUGUAAAAAUGGUGAAUAAUAUUAAAAAAGGUGCGAGUUAUAUCAUAAGUAUGCAUCGAACGAGGACU